This is a messenger RNA of Topomyia yanbarensis, 4503 nucleotides long. It is a transcript of the gene Nna1, whose product is annotated as cytosolic carboxypeptidase 2. The record is from RefSeq and is a predicted model, not a curated record. Gene Ontology annotation, molecular function: zinc ion binding; metallocarboxypeptidase activity. Lineage: Eukaryota; Metazoa; Arthropoda; Insecta; Diptera; Culicidae. Gene Ontology annotation, biological process: proteolysis. The transcript is spliced from 17 exons. The coding region runs from base 278 to 4315 and encodes 1345 amino acids.
CAUGGCUCGGGCAGGAAGGUGAAAUUGAUUUGUGCUGCUGCUUCUGGAUGGUUGGUUGGUUGGCUGGCUGUGUGUAGAGUUCAAAAUUCGCCUUAUCUAGGUUAAGGUUCGGUUUAUCUCAAAAUUCUCUAAAGUGUUCAGUUCAAAAUUGUUCGGGAUGUGAAUCGGUGCGGUGUGGUUUUGUUCGUUGCCAGUCAAUCGAGAAAAGUUUUUGCGAAGAAAUGUUUGAAGUGAAGUAAGAAGUUGUUGGGCCUACCUCUUGGAAAGAGACGACAGUAUGGACUGGGGCUUGACGGCGGGAGACCGAGUGAGAUGCCUUCAGACACAACUGUUUCCGGUGUGUGCUACACUGGCAGCCAAAGCCGGUUACCUCGGAAGCUUCCUGUCCAACAGUUUGAAAACCAACCAGCUGGAGGUCAACACCGACUCGAAGACGCUCCGCCCGAUAGCUCGCCUCAAGGAACCGCGGGAGCUCUUCGCACUGCCUAAGGAACGGGACUAUGACUGCUCCCAGCAAGCCCCCAGAUGGCCGAUCGAAUGUCAGGUCCAAGAUGAACGCGUAUACCACAUCAACUAUGCUCCCGAGUCACCGGAACCGUACUAUCAGCCCACGGGGAAAGAGCUACAGCCCCGUCCCGUGGGGGAGGAAAACGGAGUAAUCCUGUUCAACUACAAUCCAACCAGUGCAGUUCACUAUGAUCACCUCUCGGAUCGAUCUUACUCGAGUCCCGUUCUCGAUCUGGACGACGAUUCUCAGUGGCGAUACUACGGGUACAGUGACGAUGCCGAUGACGGUUCUUCCAGCGGUGACGAAUGCGAUGGGGACGUUCUUCGUUACAAGCCCAGCGAGUAUGAGUGCGAAAUGACGUACGAACAGAUCAACGAUGAGUCGGAGAUUUUCACUCGGAAACGACUGAAGCAACUGUCCCUAGAACAGAAUCAGGCUGCGGAAUGUCCCACUAAAGGGGAGGAUCCAAUCGGUAUUUCAUCCUCAUCGCCAAGUCCCGCUGAGGGCAGGGAACCAUCACCGGUUCAACAGCACGUAGCUAGUAGUCCAAGUAAUCAAAGCUUUUACGCAAGCGAACCGGAGUCCGACAACGAUUCGGAAGGCGAGCAGAGCAAACACGAUGGGAUCGACGAACGUUCAGCACUAGCACCACCACACUCUCUCACUUCCACGCUCACAAACCACACCCAAGACGGCGACGACAACCACGACAAGCACACUCUCCCGUCAACCGAUAGCUCACCGAGUCCUACCGUUCCUCCCGUUCCGCAGUUUACCCGCUCGACGGUGGGCGGUUCGAAGGCACAACCGACGGCGCACCCGAAUGCGUUCGAUCCGGACGAUCUGAUCUUCGAGUCGCGGUUCGAGAGCGGGAACCUUGGUCGGGCCAUCAAGAUUACACCGACCUAUUAUGAGCUGUACCUGCGGCCGGAUAUGUACACCAAUCGGCACACGCAGUGGUUCUACUUUCGGGUGAAGAACACCAAGGCGAAGGUGGUUUACAGGUUCUCGAUCAUCAACCUGACGAAACCGGACAGCCUGUACAAGGAGGGCAUGCGACCGCUGAUGUAUUCCUCGCUGGACGCCGAGUACAACCAUGUCGGUUGGCAGCGGUGCGGCGAAAAUAUUGCCUACUUCCGGAACGAUAGUGAUGGCUUCAACAACCACACCAGCUACCAUCACCGGCCGGUCGAGGACGAUGAAGACGACUACAUCGGUAACAGUUCGUUCACGUUGUCGUUCAACAUCGAGUUCAAGUACGAUGGUGAUACGGUGUACUUUGCGCACAGUUAUCCGUACACUUACUCCGAUCUGCAGGACUACCUGAUGAGCAUCCAGCGGAAUCCGGUCAAGUCGAAGUUCUGUAAGUUGCGGUUGCUGUGCCGGUCGUUGGCCGGGAAUAACGUGUACUACCUGACGGUGACGGCACCGUCCACGCACGAAGAUGACAAUCAGAAGAAAAAGAAAGCGGUAAUCAUCACCGCACGUGUUCAUCCUGGCGAGAGUCCUUCCUCGUGGAUGAUGAAGGGUCUCAUGGACUUUAUCACCGGUGAUUCAUACGUGGCGAAGAAACUUCGCCACAAGUUUAUCUUUAAGCUAGUGCCUAUGCUCAAUCCGGACGGGGUGAUCGUGGGGAACACCCGUAGCUCCCUGACCGGGCGUGAUCUCAAUCGACAGUACCGGACCGUGAUCCGGGAGACGUAUCCGUCGAUCUGGAACACGAAAGCAAUGAUUAGAAGACUGAUGGAGGACUGUGGCGUGGCGAUGUACUGUGACAUGCACGCUCACUCCCGCAAGCACAAUGUGUUCAUUUAUGGCUGCGAAAAUCUGAAACGGCAUCCGGACCGGCGAUUGCUAGAGCAGGUUUUUCCCCUGAUGCUGCACAAAAAUGUGGCCGAUAAGUUUUCCUUCGAAAAUUGCAAGUUUAAGGUGCAGAAAAACAAGGAAGGAACUGGCCGAAUCGUUGUCUGGGUACUGGGCGUAACCAACAGCUACACCCUGGAGGCUUCCUUCGGUGGAAGUACGAUGGGUGGUCGGGCCGGGACGCACUUCUCUACGGCGGACUACGAACAUAUCGGCCGGGCGUACUGCGAAACGCUGAUGGACUACUACGAUGAUAAUCCGAUCAAAGAGAAACUGCGAAUGAAGAUUUUGACCCGACUGUCCAAGGAAGGUUCGAGCGCGGAUGAACCACUGAAUAUCCCAUUGUCGGACUACUCCAGUGACGAGGGCGAUACCAGCAGCAGCAGUUCGGAGGACGAAGCCGGUAAGGAUAGCAUGGCUGAACUGGAGGGACCCUGCUGUUCGUCUCUGAAGGUUCCUCCUUCGUCUCCGGUACUACCACAGAAGCUCAAGAGAAACAAAAAGGGUAAAAAACCGAACCGCUCUCCACCAAAAUUCUACCGGCGGCGGACGCGCAAUUCCCAGCGGAUUGUGUUGGACAUCCCGACGGCAGAACCGGCUAGCGAUUUCUUCGAUUUCACAUCCGACGAAGAGAGUCCCCUCGGUAAUCACCCGAUCGCCGUGUCCGAUACGGAGAAUACCGUUAACCGGAACUUGCGGCGAAAGCACAAACUACGACAGUCGAACCGAAUCAAGAAACUAACCGCGCUGGGCUGUGAAACGCAAUAUCUGAUGCCACCGGAGUUGAUUGUCCGCUCGGCAGCCAGUCGAUAUCAGUCGGAGGACGAAGAUGACAAGAGUAAGCUGGUGAUGAGUAUAAUCAAAGAAUUCCCACCGGUACCGGUGAUCAGUAAGGAGCGAUCGUGGCGAGGCUUCAAGCGGAUCAUUUCCGAGAGAAACCGCGAACAAACGAAAGCAAUGAGUCCAGACCAAUUUUUCCCGCAGUUGUCAUUCCGACGUUCCAUUUGGACCGGAACUCAUUCCGAUGGAUACGUCAAUGAAUUGACAACUUUUAGUCCACGGCCCCUUUCCUGGGGCGUUCCACCGAGCUUGGUUAAAUCGGCCCAGUUUGAUAGCGAAGCGCUACUGACCGCUUGCUCUCAGAAACUCGCCGCUUGGAAAGACGAAAAACGACAUCUGAAGGAGCGACACCAUAAAAGCAUGUCACGAUUGGCAGCCGCAGCUUCUCAUUCCCGUGGGGAUAAAGAGAACCGAUCGACCGCCGCAAGGGCCAAACUGUCCCUUAGUGAGCAACUCGGUAAACAGAAACUGACAGCCGAUAAGAAGUCCGGUGACAGUUUCGACAGCAGCGGAAUAGCCCGGGUCCGAAGGAAAACCAGAAACACAUUGAACAAAAUUGCCGAAAAGUCAGAAAUCAUAACGCAAUUUACCCGCAGCGCCCGUUCCGGGCAGUCUCGUCGGCAGGCAACCGCUGCCUUCCUCUCGACCGGAUCCCCUCGAAAAGCCACUAGUACUAACAAUCUCCUAGCAGCUACCACCUCAACGGCACCAACCACCCCAGCCGUUUCCUUACUUGUAUCUAGUCAGCCACUAAAACCAUCCAGCCUGCUGGACGGUGGCCGAUCCCGGUUCAAAACCGGCGGUAUCGUCGUAACAGCGGCUCAACCUCUACCGAGACAGCGAAAAUCGCAUCACCUAAAAGCCGUACGGAAUGCGAACGUUUCGGGACCAGUCGGAACCACCGGUAGUAGUGCAUCCCCGACCAAACUGCCGACCGCAACGACGCACACAAUCGAUAUACAGCUGACCACACUCUACUCCGAGACGGAAUCGGAAAAGAAUCUACGGAUUCCAAUUAGUUCCAGCAAGAAGCACCGGAAGAAGCGAGCGGCUGGAAAUCACCACCACCACCACAAACCCGCACGGAUGGUGGUUUUGAACUGAACCGGAAAUAGUAUAUGUUCCUUCCUAGCGGCAUAACGCCGGUCCUGCCCUCACAGUGUACUAUUUCUACAUUCUGGGUCCUGCCAUCCUCACAUACCCACUCAUUAAUGUUUUUUGUGUGAAAAAACUAUUUAGAAAAAGGACAAAAUUUUAAUCUAAAUUAUGCAUGUGUGAGGAAGCGAAUAAAA